This is a messenger RNA of Acaulospora colombiana, 321 nucleotides long. The record is from the annotation of a GenBank genome assembly. NCBI's taxonomy places the organism in Eukaryota, Fungi, Glomeromycota, Glomeromycetes, Diversisporales, Acaulosporaceae.
AUGUCCCCGUGGCCUUUUGACAAUUCACAGGAUCUCGUGGGGUCCACUUCUUAUCAGAAUUACUCUGUACGAAUUCGAAGAAACGUUUUGAACAGCCAUCGUUCGGCGGACGAGUAUGACAAGAGAGAAAUUACUGGUAUCCCAAACGUGCAAUGGCAUGCCGUGCAAUGCAACGAGGAUCCAAUCGCAGCACCACAGCCAUCCCCUCGACGCCUGAUCCCUUUACUCGCUUUUGUCAUCCCAACCUCCAUCUCCACUCAUCAGUAUUCUGACUGUUUGUAUUCUGCUAGAAUACUAUAUAACGCCCAGCUGCUCGUCUAG